Zychaea mexicana is the source of this 2073-nucleotide messenger RNA. RefSeq lists its product as uncharacterized. The transcript is spliced from 3 exons. Bases 340 to 1980 code for a protein of 546 amino acids. Lineage: Eukaryota; Fungi; Mucoromycota; Mucoromycetes; Mucorales; Lichtheimiaceae. The record is from RefSeq and is a predicted model, not a curated record.
AGCAGCAGCGCUCAUCAGAUAAAUUACCGGAAUGGAUGGAUUAUAACCCAAGUACAGAACGCAAGCCUGUAAGGCAGCUUGACGCAAUACCUCCAGCACCCCCUCCAGGCUUCUCCAAUGAUUUGGAAGCGUGGAAGUCGGAUAUGAAAUUACGUGAUAAGAACAUGGAGGCGAAUGGAUCAUCACAACCACCGUUGCACGGAAAGGGUAAGUGCAGAUAAUCACUAUAUCAGGGGCUGAAGGCUAUGGAAACAAAGCAAUAAGAAAGAAAGAACGGAAAGGCUAAAAAUUUCGCUCACCAUAGAUGGCCAGCCAAAGAAGGACGUCAGCGAUCUCGACAUGCUGCUUGGUGGCAUGAGCUCAAUCGAUUUGCAUAAACCUCAGCAGCAGCAAUCCGGCGGAAUGGACUUUCUUUCGUCAUCCGUGCUCGAUUCACCCUCACUACCCGGUCGCCGUGAACGUGGUUCUCGGUUCGCCAAGUUCUUUGCGAAGCGCGAGGAGGAAGCUACCACGCCUGUGGUCGAGGAACUAACAUCACAGCCACCCACGGUUCCAGUUCAGGGCAAGUCUAUCAGCAUAAAUGAUUUGUUUGGUAGAAAUCUUCCGCAGACACCACCACAGCAACAACAACGGCAGCAGCAGGGCUCUAGCGAAGUGAAGGCGUCAUUUUCCCAAGGCCCUCCAGCUCCUGCUCCUGCUCCCCGUAUGCUCUCAGAAGAAGAAGUUCUCCAGAGCUUAGGUGCCAAAAGAUCACCUCAACAACACAAGGAGAAACCUUCAGCGGAGGAUGCAAUGGGCUUUGACAAGGUACUACAAAUCCUCUCCCAGCCAAAGCCUACAUCACCGUACGACAUCAAGAAGGAUGAGUUCGUAGAACAACAAGAAUCUGGCGAACCUGUUAUGGUAGCUGCAGAAACACCUAAGCAAGAACAGCACAAUUUUGAAGAAAAUGUAUACAUGUCGUCGCCUAAACCGCCCUUUGAGCUGUCACAGCAACAACGUGCAUCCCCUGUAAGCGCUGCGAUACCGACGGCGACGCACGAAGAAGCGACUGUAGCAUCUCCUGUGCGAACACCAGCAGAAAAGCAGCACAUGCGGACGGAUAGCACGGAUAGUGCCCAGGCUCAGAAGCCAAAGCUCGUUGGCAAGGCAUUUGCAGGAAACCUGCCCACAUCCGUACUACGUCAAAUGAGCGCACGAACAUCUGAAGGUCGGUCACCAUCCAUCGCCUCUAGUAAAUCGGCGAACCGAUCGUUUGCAGCUGGUAGCUCGUCGGCUGGCGGAUCGCCUGCCUUGUCGAACCACUCGCCAUCAGCUAUCAAGAGUGGCAUCCCAAUGGUAUCUCAUCAGCAAUCAAAUUCACCUGUCCAACAACUCUCAUAUACGUCUAAUGCGUAUCAGCAGCCACAACAACGCAUGCCUGCCACUUCCCCAGGCUAUCCCUUGCCAGGACACAGUCCUAUUGUGGAUCCGAUUGCAGCAGCAGGUGCCCCUCCUCUUGGUCGCCAGCCCCGAAAUUUGGAGCAAUUGCUUCAAUAUGGCGUUGCUACUGCAGCUGCUGGUAAUGGCGGUGGUGGUGAUAAACUUUCACCUCCAGUUAUGCCACGUUCCGGUAUGAAUGGUAACGGACCUAUGAUGGGCCCACACCAUCCUCAUCACCAACCCCAUCACCCUCCUCAUCCUCAUCAUCCGUUCCAAGGUCAAGGAGGCAUGGAACAAUUCAUUCCUCCGCAUUUGAUGCAGCCAAUGCCGCCGCAUAUGGGACCUGUUGGACCUGGCCCCAUGCUUCAGCCACACCACCUUCCGCCGCAGCUUCAAGGACAAGCCCCUCACCAAUUCCCUCCCAUGCAGCGUGAAAUGAUGACACCACCUACCAGCGACCAUCCUGCCUACAUGGGUAACGUUCCGCCUCCACACAUGAUGGGUAACGGGUUGCCUCCACAUUUGUUUGCAAAGAGUCAAGGAUGGGACCGGCACUGAAUUUGUUAAAUUUGUCUAGAACGUGUAUGUUGAGGAAACUUUAUUUUAUUACAACGGUUCAAAGGCAACAGUACAAAUUUUCGAUCCAGAGUG